AUGAUAAUAAAUAAUAGAUAUGAAAUAAAUACCUAUGAUAGAAUUGGUUAAGGAUAGUUUAGUAAUGUGUUUCCUUGUGUAGAUAGAUAUAACUUACAUUUAAAUUUAGCUGCUAAAGUAAUAUUUAUUGAUAUUUAGAUAAUUGGAUAGCCAUAAAGUAAUAUUGAAAGAUCUCGAAAAGAAUUUGAGAUUUAAGAUUCUUUAUAAAUAUUCUUAAAUCCACACAUUUUAAAAUGUUAUUAGCUUUGUUAACAUGAAGAUAAGUUAGCAAUUAUAAUGGAACGUUGUGAAUUGGGAGAUUUGAAUAAAAAAAUGAAAGCUCUAAAAGCUGAAAAUUAAAGAUAUAAUGCUAAAUAAAUUAUCGAUUUUCUAUGUCAGAUUAUUGAUGGUGCCUAUCUUAUGUAUCAAAAUAAAAUUUUUCACAGAGAUAUCAAACCAUAAAACAUCCUAUUAACAAAAGAUUCAAAAAAUAAUAUUGUAUAUAAGGUAAUUAAUAUCUUAUGUAAAGAUUGGUGAUUUUGGAUCAGCCAGAAUAGUGGAGGAUAUGAGAUAGGAAGGUAAUUUCACACAAUGGCACACUCCUGUUUAUUAAUCUCCUGAAAUUUAUUUUAAGGAGAAAUUUUCACCUUAAUCAGACAUAUUUUCUUUUGGAAUAGUUCUAUAUGAAUUAUGUUUCUUAGAACUUCCAUUUAAAAAUUAAAAAUAAGAAGAUUUCUUUAAAUAAUUAAAAAACAAUUAAAUCUAAAUAAAUAUGAAUGGUAUUUAAGGUAAUGAACAAGAAUUAGAUAUUAUUAAAUCCAUUUUAGUAAAAACAAUAGUUUAUGAAUAAUAAAACAGAAUGGACUGGUAUGGCUUGUAUUUAUUAAUUACAAAUUUUUAAUAAAAAUCUUAAAUUUAAGGUUAAGUUGCACUAAACUAAAAUGAUAAAUAUAUCAUUGCUAAAUAACAUAUUAAUUUGUUAAUAAGUAAAUAAAUAUUGGCUAAAAAUUUAAUGAUUUAAUUUGAAAUUUGUUAGUAAAUAAUAUUUUAAUAUUUUAAGUUAGAAAAAAUUGAUAAAUAUUUCAAAAGAAAUUUUUAAAUUAUCUUUUACAACACUAGCUUGUUGCAAAUACAUUUUAAUUUUAUCUAUCAUUGCAUUUAUUCACAAUGAUUAUAAAAAACUUAGUCUAAAUAUCAAAAAUUUCAUUCCUUAAUAAAGAUUUUAAGAAUUAUCAUAAAGUUAUUAACAAUACUUGACAUAAGAAGAUUAUGAAAAUAUAAAAACUAAUGAUCUUGAUCUAAAAUAAAAUACAUAUACAGAAAAUGUAAGAAUAUUUUAAUUUAUAAUAUAGAUGGUAGAUCAUUCUAUAAAUUUGAUUAAUAAUAUACAGAAAAAUAAUUAGAAUCAAUUUUAAAGUUUACUUGAAAAUUUUAUUUUAUUUAGAUCUUAUAUUAACAAUAUUGAAAUGUCUAUAGAUUAUGAAAGAUUUUUAGAUCUAUAGAAUGAGAUAUUUUAGAAUCAACUAAUAGGGUAAUUUCCCUUAGAUAAAAUGUUUGGAGAUUUAGCGAUGUAAAUAUAUGAAUCAUAAUAUUUAUUAAUUAGUUUAUUAGCAUUAUGGAAUGCUUAUAGUUUAAGUGAAGUAUAUUACCCACAAUCAAAUUUUAAUGUGAUUUAGGAUUAAGUUCCAUAAUUAAAAAUAUAAUUUAAUGAAUUUGAGGCCAUAUAAUAUUUACAAGAAGUUUUAUUUUGA
Molecule: messenger RNA, 1730 nt
Organism: Paramecium primaurelia
Lineage: Eukaryota; Ciliophora; Oligohymenophorea; Peniculida; Parameciidae
Source: the annotation of a GenBank genome assembly